Messenger RNA from Portunus trituberculatus (swimming crab), 1127 nucleotides. Its product is annotated as kinetochore protein Spc25-like. The record is from RefSeq and is a predicted model, not a curated record. Gene Ontology annotation, biological process: chromosome segregation. NCBI's taxonomy places the organism in Eukaryota, Metazoa, Arthropoda, Malacostraca, Decapoda, Portunidae. The transcript is spliced from 6 exons. Gene Ontology annotation, cellular component: Ndc80 complex. Bases 130 to 855 code for a protein of 241 amino acids.
GCAAAAGCCGCCAUCAUCAUCAUCAUCAGACGGGAGGCCAUUUUAAAACACAGCUUUAAAUUCCUAUCAGUAUUUGUUAGUUAAUACUCAAAUUACAGCACAGCACAGCACGGCACAGCACGGUACAGCAUGGCACAGCACGGCACAGCAAUAAUAGGCAGCAUGAUGGAGGUGGAGGGGGAGCUGAAUUACGAGUUAGAGGAGCAGAAGAUACAAGCAAUCCGCACCAGCAACCUGAACACUAUCCAACGCUUCCUCACCUCCGUAGAAACUGACAUCAAUGCUACCAGACAGAAAAUACACUCCAGGAUGCUCUCUAUGUGUGAGGAGAAGAAGAAGUUACAGCAGAAGAUAGAGGACACACGCCAGCGGAUCCAGCAGGCAGAGGCAAAACGCAGCAGGGACAAGGAGGAGGUACAGCAGCUGGAAAGGGAAUUGGAGAGGCUCAAGAUACAGCUGCAGGGGAAGAAGGAGGAACUGGAGGCACAGAAGAAGGUCCUAGCUACCUGUAUGGAGGAGAUAAAGAAGAAAGAGUCCCUGGUGUCAGAAACGAAGGCAGAGAACCAGGAGAAGAUGAGGCAGGCAGAACACUGUAUUGAAUUGUACAAGAAAUACCUUGGUCUGGAUAUCAUCUGUCUGCAGAACACCCUUGUCUUGAAGUUCACACAGGUGAGCCAGAUCAACCCUGAAGCGGAGUACAUGGUUCGCCUUGGGUUGGAGGAGGACAAGUACACACUGCUGGGGUCUGAGCCGCCCCUGCCCUCCCUCCCUCAGCUGCAGGAGGAGCUCAAUGCCUCGGGGAACCUCCUGGCUUGUCUUGUGCAGAUACGGAAGUUGUUUCAGAGGAUGGAGUGAAGGAGUGUGUGUGUGUGUUAAAAGGAGAGAAUGUCUGUGUGUUUGUGUGUGUGUGUGUGUGUGUGUGUGUGUGUUAAAAGGAGAGAAUGUCUGUGUGUGUUGAGAGAGAGAGAGAGAUUUGAAAGGCUGGAGUGUGUGUGUGUGUGUGUGUGUGUGUGUGGGCCCAUCACUAGAGAGAGAGAGAAUUAGUUAGCAAGACUUCCAAUGUUCUGUCAUUUACUUUAUAAUAUCAAAGUUUUAUUUCGUCUAUUCAAAUAAAAAGAUUCCUCGAA